Molecule: messenger RNA, 2123 nt
Organism: Polypterus senegalus (gray bichir)
Lineage: Eukaryota; Metazoa; Chordata; Cladistia; Polypteriformes; Polypteridae
Exons: 4
Coding region: 147-956 (269 amino acids)
Source: RefSeq, a predicted model, not a curated record
CCAGGCUGAGGUGCGCUUGCUGAACUUCCUUGAUAAAGAUUUUACAUCUUCAUCAUCAUCAUCAUCAUCAUUGUCGCUUUCUUUUUUAUAUUUGGAUUUCUUCUCCACCGCCGUCAGGUUCAGCGGAGCUGAGAGAAACCAACGCGAUGGCUGAAAUGCCAGCACUGGCGCUGCUUCUUCUGGCAAUGCACGGUGUCCUCGGUGAGGUGGAGGUCUUCCAGCAGCCAUUUGCAGUGGCUCAGGUCUCACAGAAUGCCACCCUGAACUGCUCCUUCGACACCGGCGAAGUGACGAUGGGCAGGCAGAUCCUCUACUGGUACACUGUCAAUGCCAGCACCAUGGAGGAAACGCACCUUCACCCACAACCCGAGGGGCCAUUCAAGGCGAAGGUGAAACUCGGCUCCAUGGGGUCACCGCGAGACAAAUCCAUCGAGCUGCUGAAUGUCCAGAUGGGGGACUCCGGCGUCUACUUCUGCCUGAUGUCCUACAUGAACGGACAAGUCCCAGAACGUAAGAAAGGCAACGGGACCAAGCUGACUGUCCACGGUCCCCUGAUCUUUGGCCCUUUAAGUGAGAACAGCACUGCUCUUCAGUGUCAAGUGGACAUCGGUGACCCUGAUGGCUUCCGUCUGCUCCUGAAACGAGACAGCGGGGCUGAUCUGGAGGGCAACAGCGUCAGCCGCAAUGACGAUGGCUCAUUUAAAGUGGCCACAGCGCUGGACGCUGACCCGUCGGACAGACACACUUACCGAUGCGCGCUGAUGCACGAGAGACUCGGAGUCGUCCUCCAGCAGGCCUUCAGCACGGGUCCUGGAGGUCUUCCUGUUCCACCCCAUCCCAUAAUUUUGUACGUUUUCUUUCUGCUUUUUCCCUUCCUAACCCUCCUCGCCAUCAUACUCAUUUUUAUGGUAAAGUAUAAAGACAUUAAAAAGCAGAAGCCGAGCAGCAGGAGGUGAGCUGGAGGCGAGGCUGCCAUGAAGGACUCUCAGGGUCAGGUCAUCUUUCUGGUUUUCUUCUUCUGUCUGCUUCUGGUCACUGAACCUUUGAUACUUCAAAGUCGAGGAGAGCGCUGGCCUCGCGCAAGUCUUCAUUUUUAUGUGCCUUCCACCUUAGCCAUAGUGGCACAUCAAGACCUGCCACCCUGCUUCUCUCACGCCUCAAAUGACUAAACUCCACUGCUGGACAGGAGGCCAUUGGGCCAUCUGGGAAUUGGAGGUCCUGCUCCAGACAGGGUAGGAAAGGUGGUCAGAGGGGGUCAAGAGUCCACCUGUUAGUCCUGCAGGCCGGUCACUAGUAGCAGGGGGUGCAGCAAAUAUACAACAUGUGUGCCUGGUCCUUUAAGAAGAUGGCUGCACGCCUAGCAAGUGGCCAGGGAUGACUCCGAACCUUGGCCAUGACCUUGGAGGGGGUCUUGUGCGGCCCCUUUAAAGGAACCUCGUACCCUCAGCUUGGUGACCUUGGAGUCAGAAUUGAAGAGGGGGCAAAGGGGUGGAGGAGGACACGCCAGCAUUAGGAAGAGGAGGAAGAGGAAGAGGAAGGUAGGCAGGAGACAAAGCUUUGGCGUCGCACCCUGAGUGGCUUAACGUUUGCUGUUUUCCUUUUUAUCAUAAAAACCGCAGAACAUAAAUUGAGGGACGUUACGCUCAGAUUCCACAACACAGCAGCGAGAGCACAUCUGGAGUGCCGUGUGGCUCUGGUCACCAUGCUGGAUGACAGAAGCUGUGCAGAGGAGGAGCAACCAGGUGCAUCAUGGGACCCGAGGACAUGCCUUACGGUGACAGACUUCGAGAAUUCAACCUGCUUAGUCCAAACAGCAGGACAGCAUGGGGACCUCGUCCAGAUCUUCAAGGUUCUCAAAGGCAUUUCAACUUAAGAGAGAGUCACGUACUCGAGGACACCUAGUGGAGACUAAGGGGAGUGCAUUUAGGACGGAGCCUUUAAGAGAUUACAACGUGAAAGAUUUCCAGGUAACUCAGGCCGCUUCUUCAGGCAGGAUGUACUCAAAGAGCUGCGGGAAUCCGAAACAAACUACCGAGGUGUGGAGUUGAAGCAGGAACCUUGAGAACCUUCCAGAAGGAUGUGGAGGAGAUGUUGGGACAGCUGAGCUGUCAGCUAAACAAGCG